Messenger RNA from Onychostoma macrolepis, 7793 nucleotides. It is a transcript of the gene lrp8, whose product is annotated as low density lipoprotein receptor-related protein 8, apolipoprotein e receptor. NCBI's taxonomy places the organism in Eukaryota, Metazoa, Chordata, Actinopteri, Cypriniformes, Cyprinidae. The record is from RefSeq and is a predicted model, not a curated record. The coding region runs from base 109 to 3135 and encodes 1008 amino acids. Gene Ontology annotation, molecular function: protein binding; calcium ion binding. The transcript is spliced from 18 exons.
CGAAGCUUGUGGCGAGUCAGAGCGCAGGCUGCACCGAGAAGGGAGGUACAGACUGCACUGCACGGCCUUUUUAUAUUUCGUAUGAGCACAACGCCUUGAUUUGUGAAGAUGUGGACGGCUAUAGGGAAACUGUUGCUUUUACAUAUGAUACUCGUGGGGUUUCUGCCGGUAAACGGAAAUAAUCCGGACUGUGAAAGCGGUCAGUUUCAAUGCAGGAACGGCAGGUGUAUCCCCACUCCAUGGAGAUGUGAUGAGGACGAUGACUGCUCGGACAACAGCGACGAGGAGAAUUGCCCAAAAAAGACAUGUGCCACAACAGACUUUGCAUGUAAGAAUGGGCAGUGUGUCCCGGCCCGAUGGAGGUGUGAUGGAGAACCGGAGUGUCCAGAUGGUUCGGAUGAAGCAGACUCCACCUGCAGUCGACAGACGUGUCCACCAGAGAAGUUUGACUGUGGCGGCUCGACGAGCAAAUGCGUGUCAUUGUCAUGGCGCUGCGAUGGUGAGCGGGACUGUGAAAAUGGAGCAGAUGAGGAGCAGUGUGCUGCAGAUGCCAAGGCUUGCCCUGCUAAAGAGUUCCAGUGCCGUAACCGUCUGUGCGUGGCUCCCACAUUCGUCUGCGACGGGGAUGAUGACUGCGGCGACGGCAGUGAUGAGGAGAAGUGCACGGCAGCCACUGCCAGCACCUGCGGGCCCCACGAGUUUCGCUGUAACGACUCAGAGUGUAUUCCAGCGCCGUGGAGCUGCGACGGAGACCCCGACUGCAAAGACAAGUCAGAUGAAUCUCUGGAGCGCUGCAGCCGCAGGACAGAGCCUCAAAAACCCCACUGCCCACCGGGGGAGUUCCGGUGCAGGAGUGGAGAGUGUAUUCACCUCAACUGGAAAUGCGACGGAGAUGUAGACUGCAAGGACAAGUCUGAUGAGGCCAACUGUCCUGUGCUGACCUGCCGUCCUGAUGAGUUUCAGUGUGGCGAUGGCUCCUGCAUUCACGGCACUAAACAGUGUAACAAAGUGCACGACUGUCCAGAUUUCAGCGACGAGGCUGGCUGCAUCAACAAAACCACCAAAUGUGAAGGCCCGCUGAAGUUCAUGUGUAAGAGCGGGGAAUGUAUCGAUAGCGGUAAAGUGUGCGACAGUAUCAAGGACUGCAAGGACUGGUCUGAUGAGCCUGUGAAGGAGUGCGGUCUCAAUGAAUGUGCCAUCAACCAUGGCGGCUGCUCUCACAUAUGUAAGGACCGCCAGAUCGGCUAUGAGUGUGAAUGUCCCUCGGGCUACAAGCUCCUUGACAAGAAGACUUGUGGAGACAUAGAUGAAUGCGAGAACCCUGAUGCUUGCAGUCAAAUAUGUAUCAACCUCAAAGGCGACUACAAAUGUGAAUGCUACGAGGGUUACGAGAUGGACCCGGUUACCAAGACGUGUAAAGCAGUGGGUAAGAGCCCGUAUCUUAUGUUUACAAACCGACAUGAGAUCCGGCGCAUUGACCUGGUGAAGAAGGACUAUACGCAGGUAGUGCCAACCCUGAAGAACGCCGUGGCCCUAGAUGUGGACGUGACCACCAACAAGAUGUACUGGUGUGACCUCUACCAUCGCAAGAUCUUCAGCGCAUACAUCAACAAAGCCAGCGAUGCUUCUCAGCAGAUCACGCUCAUAGACACUGCGCUACAUUCACCAGAGGGCUUAGCAAUGGACUGGGUCCAUAAGAACAUCUACUGGACCGACUCUGGACACAAAACUAUCUCAGUCGCGACUGGCGAUGGCAAGAAAAGGAAGGUGUUGAUCGACACAGAGCUUGGGGAACCGCGUGCCAUCGCCGUUGACCCAAGACAAGGGUUCAUGUACUGGUCAGAUUGGGGAACGCAGGCCAAGAUCGAGAAAGCUGGAAUGAACGGAGUGGAUCGACAAGUUCUGGUUUCAGAGAGGAUCGAGUGGCCCAAUGGGAUUGCGCUUGAUCUGUCUAGCAGACGACUCUACUGGGUGGAUUCCAAGCUUCAUCUGAUCUCCAGUGUGGACCUGAAUGGAGACAACCGUAGAGUUUUGCUGUCCUCCAUGGAUCAUCUCGGACAUCCCUUUGCCCUGACUCUUUUUGAGGACCGAGUUUACUGGACGGACUUGGAGGAUGAGGCCAUCUACAGCGUAAACCGGCUGACAGGGCAUGAUGUGGCAAUGCUGGCUCAACAUCUCAACAACCCACUGGAUGUGGUGGUGUUCCACGAGCUCCGGCAGCCUCAAGCUCCAGACACAUGCAACAUAGGAAGUCUGCCCAAUGGCGGCUGUGAGUACCUGUGCCUCAGAGCUCCUCAGAUCACAGACCACUCGCCCAAGUACACGUGUGCCUGUCCCGACAACAUGGAACUGGGCCCAGACAUGCGCCGCUGUGUGACAGUCAAACCCAAAACAACGACUUCUGCAAGUACAACCACUACUACAGCACCAGAACCUUCUACUACUGUGACUCCUACAACCACCACUCCAGCUAUAAACACAGAUACACCUACAACAACCAGUACAAUCUCUACAACUACAUUUACAGUGACAGUGUCAAGUACAACCACCACCAGCCCCACCACAACCACUCAUCCCAGCUCGCAUCGUUCCACCACCACACACUCCACAGCCACUUCAACCACAGUGACCACUCAGUCCAGCACUACAGCACCAGGGAAAACGCCAACCUCCACCCAGACGACAGCAGACCACAGACAGACGUCUACAACCAUCCACGGCAACAGCAUACAAGGGGCCAAUGGCAAUCUCUCUCAUCGCGCUGGUAGCGGAAAUGACCACUUCCUCCUUGGUAGCAAUAUAACCGUUGCGGUUCUGGGUAUAGUCAUUCCAAUAGUUCCUAUCCUUGCCACAGUGGUCAUCGGCCUGAUGUGUACCGGAGGCUACCUGGUGUGGCGCAACUGGAGGAGACGGAACACCAAGAGCAUGAACUUCGACAACCCUGUUUACCGCAAGACCACAGAGGAUGACGACGACGAAAUCCACAUCGGCCGCAGCGAGCAGAUCGGCCACGUCUACCCUGCAGUGAGUGGCAGUGCCAGACAGCCAUACCUAGCACUGCCACUGGGGGGCGGUAUCCCAGACCCGGCAGCUCACUGGUACUCAGGGGCACCUAUGCUGUCCAGCGCAAAGUGAACAAAGGGAGGAAGGCAGUCGGAUAGUGAUAAAAAGUGGGCUAAGGCAGUGUUCCAUAAGAGAGGGCAUUAUGCUGCCUCUUCCCAAACACAUUUAUAUUCAUAAUUCACCACACAUGUUCAUUCAAAUGUAUGUUUAAUUAGUGUAUGGAUCACCAUAUGAGGUUUCAUUAGUCUGUAUGUGUUACCCAUAGGCUGAGUCCGAAAUCGCAUACUCUCUGAGUAGGUAUUUCUUUUGAAUAAGUAAUUGCGAAUAUUGUAGUAUAUAGUAUGAAUGUGUGUAAUAUGAGUUUAAUCCAAAUGUACUACAUGUUGUCAUUAGCCCCUAUCACACAGUAAUACCAGUAAAUUGCCGUAAAAUUACCGCAACGACUUUACUGGUAAAUACAAAAAUGUGCUAUUCACACAGGCAACGACAUUCCGUCUUUUUACAGGUAAAGCACCGUUCACACAUUAUUUCAAAAUACCAGUAAAUUCUGAAUCAAAAUGACCUCUUAAUGGCUGCACCUCCUGGUGUUGUGUUUGUAAACACGGAGGGGUAUACGUGGUCAGUGUUUUUGUUGAUGUUUUCAUUUUUGUGUCAAAUGUUUACAUUCAUGCAGCUGCUUUUGGCCCAGAGACAUCGUAUUAGUUGACUUCAAAUUGAACUAUACAGCGCAGAAUAAAUGCGUCCUCAGCAAAUUUUGAAUUUCAAUGGCUCUGAAUUGGCCCAGAGUAGAUAUCUUACGUCAGUGAGUUCUGAAAUUGUACGUGCUAAUACCGGUAAUCUUCUUCUGCCUUCACACAGAGGAGAUUACCGGUAAUUUACUGGUAAUGUUACAACUUCUCAUACCAGUAAACUGCUGGAAUGAAUUUACCAGAAUUUUGAAAAGGUCCUGUUCACACAUUAUCUCUUAAAGGUAAUUUACUGGUAAUUUAGCAUUAAAGUCUGUAUGUGUGAAAGGUGCUAUUGUCAUGUGACCUAUCAUCUCUUUACCUUGGCAUAAUGGGAUAGUGAAGCACCCAUUCGAUGCAGAAAUAGUAGGUCACCCAGGAACUUUUCGCCUGUAUGACUACUAUGAAUUCACACAUAUUACUCUUUUCGCAUACAGUUUUCUCCUGCAAUGUACUAGGAUAUUAUGCGAUUUUGGAUGCAGCCACAGUCUUUGGUUUCUCGUGUUGUGUGUGUGUGUAAAGCUUUAAAUGCUUUCCACGUUUGAAAGCUUUGAAAUUGUGCUCUCCCGUUAUCCCAUAGUUGUUUUUUUAUGAAUUCAGUAUAACUGCUUUAGGGAUGAGCAACGAGCACCUUAAAUGACUGGACAAUCUUUUAAUAUAUUCUAAUUUAUUUAUUUAUGUAGGUGUUUUGCUGGUAAUUUAUUUGGGUGAUGUAAUGAUUUAUUCAUAUAUUUGCAUAACCGUCAGCCUGGGCUGAAAUAGUUAACAUGGCACUGUUGAGAGCUGUUAGUCAGAUGGAGGGAUUAUAUUGUGAUUUGAGCUUCCUGCGCUACAGUCGGCAUGUCAAGCACAAGCAGCGAUAAAGACAUCAGUCGCGUGGCAGAAACGGGGCGGGGCGCCCCAGUGGCAUAACAGGAUUCUCUCAAGCGUCCCACACGUCGCGCUCUUCACUGUGUGUGUGUGUGUGUGUGUGUAUAUAGAGGAUCUGCAUAUCAGAUGUUUCUGUAUCCGUCUCCUUCUCCAUGGGCCUUCUUAUUCUUUCCAAUGUGUAUAUUUCUCACCUUCUUUUCUCUCAACACGUGUAACUGUUUUUUAUCUGCUCUCCGCAGCGCGUGGCGCUCAGUCCGGACGAUGACGAAUUCCCCUGAGGGCAAUUCUUGCACUCGCGCUCUCCUUCUCCAUCCCUGAAUCCAUGCAUCCUUUAGUCCUCCAUCUCUCCUUCCAUCGAGGAGGUCACACGAGACAACGCAGCAAGGUGCACAGAGCCAAAAGGACACAAGAGCACUUGCUCUCCACAGCCGAGAGCUACAAACUGGGUUUGUCUUCUCGUAGUGUCUUUUUCAGCCCAUAAACCCUCAGUCGGGCAAUAAUCAUUAGUUCUUAAAUUAACUACUAGCAUCAUUCCUGCUCUGUGUCAGUAGUAGUAGGUAGUGUUGUUUAAUGAUGACUAACUUCAUAGCUCAUCACGUUAGUAGUCGCUAACACUGAGUGGCUCUCCUGCUGCACUUGUACUGUAGUUUUUUAAUUAGAAAUAGUUUUUUAAGCUGGUUUGAGCUGCGCUAUGGCCAUUUCGUUUGGCAAAACUUGUUGGGAGAGAAUUGAGAACAAUCCAUCCUGUGAGAAUGCGAGAUACGUAGAAGGAAAAUUUGAAAUAGGAUGGAGAUGGGAUGUGGAAAAUUCAUAUUUGCAGACAUACUAAACACAAAUUCCACCAUGUGGCUGUUAUGCAUUCAUAUAAUCUCACAAACAAAUAAUAUACCACAAACAAUAAGAUUUACCUUGUAAAUAAAUCAGAAUCUGUAAUUUUCUGUCCACUCUUCCAAAUGCCAAGACUAGUCUACUUUCUUGUCUUCCAUAGUCCCUCCAGUUAGAUUUGACCCUUGUAAAAGAUCUGCAGACACUAUCUGGAGAUGAAGGGUUUCACCUCCCAACUUUGAGAGGCAAUAUGUUUUUCCAUUUUUAUUUAUUUCACCAGCACUGGGGCUUCCAUUUUUCUCAAGUUUCUAGGACCAACUAAAUUCUUCCUGCCCAGGCACAUUUAUAAACUCAAAACUUUAGCUCAGGACAUCAGUUAUCACUACAAUCUGUGUGGUUUGUUAUCACAAACACGCUAAUAGAUACGGUAGCCAGGGUUUGAUAAUGACUAAAAUGCUGUUUGUUCAUAUCUACAGUCUAGAUCGCUCCCUCUCAGACAGGCAAAAACACACUCGCACAAACACAAAUGUGUCUUUUCCGCCCCUACAUUCGUCAUGCCUCGGGUAAAACUCUUUAGCAUUUAGCAUGCUGACAACAAGACACCGCCUGCCAUAUUGGGUGGCUUAAUGGUGUGAUAGAUUAGAGUCGUCGAUCAAAGCUUUGCUCCUCUGAACAGUCAUCUGUUCAACGCAUGGCACAGGAAAUGUGGAGUGCCUGAAUAUAGGCUUCCUGUACAUAUCGACUCUCCAACUCUCUCCAUGUGAUGAAUGAGCGCUUGGUUAUUUCUGUAUCACUGUCAGAGGGACACUGACUGAUUGAACGGAUGUAGAACAAGAAAAAAAAACUCAAACCAGCCAAAGGUUUUUUUGCUGGUUUUAGUCAGACUAGUCUGAAUUGAUUGUUUAAAGGGGUUUGAUAUAUUUAAAACAGUGGUUAUCAAAUUCUUUAACACUUUGUCCAAGACAAAAAUUGAAGGCUUUCUAAUCUAGACUGAAAUGCAUGAACUAAAAAAAUAUGUAAUUUAAGACCUGUUGGUGAACCCCUGAUAGUUUUCCAUUUGCCCUGGUCGAGAACCACUGAUUUGCACAUCUUAGAGGCCAUCUAAGCCUCAUCUAAACCAGCAAAAAAAUAAAAACACCUAAGGCUGGAUUAAGGUUUUCCAGCAUUGAUUAAAACUUGGCAUGUGGCAGUAUGUGUCUGUGUACUGGGGUGUGUUGUUAGAUCGGAUGGUUUUGAAGAACUAGUCGUGAGUUGCCCUUUGUUGGAGAGUACCAAAAGUCCCUGAGUAUGUUUGGUUCUGGCCCGCAUGUGGGUUGUCUCUCAUCUGGAGUGGUUCUUUGUUCCUGCCACCUUUGCUCUUCUCUGUUGUGAUGAGGCAUCUUGUGUGCGGCUCUUGUAAAACAUCCCUCCACAUUUCAAAGAAUCCUCCAUUAAGUCACUGUUUGUUUUCCAUUAGGAAGAGAGACAGUGUGGGAGUUUCGAUGCUCAGGCUUUGGUCUUAAAGAAGCUGCAGUUUGUAGUUGGUUUUCUGAUCAGAUGGGUUUGAGAUGAAGACAUUAUUUGGAGAUAACAAGCCUUUUGUCAUCGAUAUUAUAGUUAGUUUGAUGAAUCUUCAUGAAAGUAUAAUGGAUAAAUCGAUUUUCUAGAUUUUUUUUUAAAUGGAAGCAGUAACAUUUUAGAUGCUUUGAAUACUUUCAAAAUAUAUCAGUUCUGAACAUGUGAAACUUUAGUUUUUGAUUUGAAAAUCUCAGACUAGCAAUACAGGGUAAACAAACUGCUUCAUGUGCUUUUUCAGAACUGUAAUGUCAUAAAUUAUUGUUUGAUCAUUAUCAAUGUUGGGGGGGGGGGAUGCUUAAACCAGCCUUAUCUAGUUUGCUGGUCUUAUUAAAUCUGGUUUGCUGAUUUUAGAUGGGCACUUAUCAUCUGGUUUAGACUGAAAGACAAGCUUGUCAACCAACUAAACCACCUGGACACCAGACUAGGAGACCAACUAAGACCAGAAAAAAACAGCCUAUGUUUUAGAUUGGUUUUGGGCACUUGUUAGUUGAUUAGGCUGGGAAACUAACAAAGACCAGAAAAAAACCCAGCCUAAACUGGUUUGACAUGUAUUUUGGACACUUAUUGGCUUAUUAGACUGGAAGACAAGCUUGUUGACCAACUUGAACCACCUGGACACCAGACUAGGAAACCAACUAAGACCAGAAAAAAAAAAGUCUUAACUGGUUUUAGAUUGGUUUUGGGCACUUGUUAGUUUAUUAGGCUGGGAGACCAACCAAGACAAGAAAAAGACCAGUCAAGACCAGCCUAAAC